ACUGAGAAGCACCUUCAAAUCCUAGAAAGCCCUAGAAGAAUGAACUGCCUCCUGCUGAAGCUGCUACUGUGCGUAGCCCUCACCGCUGCCUUACCGAUUGAUAAACAAGAUGAGCCCCCAGCAACAAAUGAAGAAAUGGCUGAGAAUUACUUGAAGAGAUUUUAUGGUCUUGAAACUGAGGGGGGACCUGUUGGAGGAAAGAAAAACAUCCAACUGUUCACUGAAAAGCUCCAGCAGAUGCAGAGAUUUUUUGGCUUAAAGGUGACAGGAACACUGGACCCCAAGACAGUAGAAGUAAUGCAAAAACCUAGAUGUGGCGUCUAUGAUGUUGGCCAGUACAGCACAAUCCCAAAAAGUUCUACAUGGCAGAAGAAAGAUCUAACUUACAGAAUUCUAAACUUCACUCCUGACCUGCCUCAGGCUGAUGUGGAGACUGCAAUGCAAAAAGCUUUUAAAGUUUGGAGCGACGUGACACCUUUGACCUUUACAAGACUCUACAAUGAAGCAUCAGAUAUAGAAAUCUCAUUCGCAGCUGGAGAUCACAGAGACAAUUCUCCUUUUGAUGGAUCAGGUGGAACUUUGGCCCAUGCCUUUCAGCCCGGCAAUGGCAUUGGUGGAGACGCUCAUUUUGAUGAAGAUGAAACCUGGACAAAGACCACUGAAAUAUAUAAUCUGUUUCUUGUUGCUGCCCAUGAAUUUGGACACUCGCUGGGACUUUUUCAUUCCACUGAUCCAGGUGCUUUGAUGUAUCCAACAUACCCAAGUACUGACCCCAAUGCAUUUCAUCUUCCUCAGGAUGAUAUAAAUGCUAUACAAUAUCUAUAUGGAAAAUCCCCCAAUCCAGUCCAACCAACUGGCCCAACAACUCCUUCCAGAUGUGAUCCAAACACUGUUUUCGAUGCUGUCACUACGUUGCGAGGAGAACUGAUUUUCUUCGUGAACAGGUUUUUAUGGAGAAAGCAUCCCCAAGCAUCCAAGGCUGAACUCAUAUUUAUACAAGCAUUCUGGCCAUCGCUGCCCAAUACGAUUGAUGCUUCUUAUGAAAAUCCAAUAACGGAGCAGAUCCUCGUGUUUAUAGGAUCAAAUUAUUCAGUUCUUAACGGCUUUGAUUUAGUACCUGGUUAUCCCAGGGACAUCUACGGACUGGGAUUUCCAAGGACCGUGAAAAGUAUUGAUGCGGCUGUUUAUAUCGAGCACCUGGGGAAAACAUAUUUCUUUGCGGAUGGUAAAUACUGGAGAUUUGAUGAAGAUAAACAACAAAUGGACACUGGCUUUCCAAAGCUAAUAAGCAAUGAUUUUCCUGGAAUCCCUGAUAAAAUUGAUGCAGCUCUUUAUUAUAGAGGCCGCCUGUAUUUCUACAUUGGACCGAGCCAGUUUGAAUACGACAUCAACUCUAAAAGAAUUUUAGAGGUUUUAAGAAGCAACAGCUGGUUGGGCUGUUAACGAGAUGGAUGUAACGGAGGACAAUGUCGACUGUGAUUGCAGCUCAAUAUUAAUUCAUAUUUUGUAAUACUGUUGCUGUAAUAAAUAUUGUUCUGCUUA
Molecule: messenger RNA, 1542 nt
Organism: Xenopus laevis (African clawed frog)
Lineage: Eukaryota; Metazoa; Chordata; Amphibia; Anura; Pipidae
Gene: mmp1.L
Product: matrix metallopeptidase 1 L homeolog
Exons: 10
Coding region: 40-1443 (467 amino acids)
Biological process (GO): collagen catabolic process; extracellular matrix organization; proteolysis
Cellular component (GO): extracellular matrix
Molecular function (GO): zinc ion binding; metallopeptidase activity; metalloendopeptidase activity
Source: RefSeq, a predicted model, not a curated record